Amphiprion ocellaris (clown anemonefish) is the source of this 2038-nucleotide messenger RNA. RefSeq names its product leucine rich repeat containing 59 (gene lrrc59). Gene Ontology annotation, molecular function: protein binding. Lineage: Eukaryota; Metazoa; Chordata; Actinopteri; Pomacentridae. The transcript has 8 exons. Bases 170 to 1144 code for a protein of 324 amino acids. The record is from RefSeq and is a predicted model, not a curated record.
CAAUCAGUGACGUGGAUUUUCAUUGAGGCAGUCGGUGCUGCCAGAAAACACUAACUCUGCAACGUCUCACAGCUUUUCCUCAGACUUGCUUCACAUUUAAAAGCUGGACCGCUCGUUUUUCCGUCACUUGAACGCAGCUUUCCCGCAGCUUUGGUGAACAGACUCCAGGAUGAGUAAAAACAGCAAAGUGUUGAACCUGAGGGAUAAAAUCAGUGGGAACGAGGUGGACCUGAGCCUGUCGAACCUCACUGAGGUGCCAGUCAGAGAGCUGGCUUUAUUCCCCAAAGCCACUGUUGUGGAUUUGUCUUGUAACAACAUCAUCUCCCUUCCUCCAGAGUUCUGCAAUCUGACCCACUUGGUGAAGGUGGAUCUGAGUAAGAACCAGCUGAUCUGUUUGCCAGAUGAGCUGGGGAACCUGGUCAACCUCCAACAUCUGGAUCUGUACAACAACAAGCUGACUGUGCUGCCUGUCAGCUUCUCUCAGCUCCGGAGUCUGAAGUGGUUGGACCUGAAGGAUAACCCUCUGGAGGCUGGUUUGGCCAAAGCAGCAGGAGACUGUCUGGAUGAGAAGCAGUGCAAACAAUGCGCCUCAAAGGUCCUGCAGCACAUGAGAGCUCUUCAGGACGAGGUCGACCGAGCACGAGAGAAACGUCUCCUGAAGGAAAAAGAGCUGGAGAGGAAGAAGGAGGCGAAGCAGAGGGAGCGGGAGGCCAGAGAGAAGGAGGCUCGUAAACGGGAGAAGGCCGAGGAGAAGGAGAAGAGGAGGAAAGAGUACAACGCUCACAUGGCGGCUUUGGCUGCACAGGAGCAACAGAAGAAGAAGAACGAGGAGAAGAAGAAGAAGAACGGACAGGCGGCAGGAGAUAAAAAGGUUGUUGUGGAAUCAGCGCCCAAACCUCGCCGCUCUCUCAUUGGCCUGAUGUUCAAGCUCCUCCUCCUGCUGCUGCUGGGAUUGGUCGGAGUCGCCGCCGUCUGCCGGAUGACCGACCUGCAGAGAGAAGCCGUCUGUGUGCCGGUAAACGUCGCCGUGGACGACGGCCUAACCUGGGCCAAACGGCAGGAGGUGGUGGUCCGACAGCUGCUGCAAAAUCUGUCGUCUGCGGCAAAAGAGUUUCUGGAAUCCACACAAACGUCCAAGAACUAAAUCUGAGCUGCAGGUUUUCCACUCCCACCUGUUGAAUCCUGGGAGUUGAAAAGUCUGCAGAUGGACGAAGGGGGGCUGGACAGAUGUGUAAAAAGAAAAAAAAUCAUCUUAAAUUCCUAUGGAAUUGUUGUCGCUCUUUGUACUACAGCCUGUUUUUAAAAAAAUCAUCUUAAAUGCCUCCCUGUCGGCCAUGUUUUGCACUCUGCUGUUUUCUGGUGCGUUGCAUGGAGGUCAGGGGGUAUCUGAGGGUCGGUGGAACGUCAGGUGACCCUAUUUGUGCUGCACUGGAGCAUCGAGUCGCAUGUCGGCUGCCAGUCAGAGUUGUGCGUCUGCCGGUGUUAGAUGUGGCGAUCUGAGCAUGUGCAGUGAAGGCCGUGUGAAUGUGAAGCCCCUCAGUCUUUUACAGUCUAAUACUCGCUGUCUGGGAUGCAAACUAGAGCCCAACUGAUACAACAACAACAACAACAGGAAAUACGUCGGCUGUUUCAACUGUCAGGUUCAGAGUUUUGGAUUAUUCAUCUCUACACAAUGUUUCAAGAGGCUACUUGGUUUCCAGACAAAAUCCAAAACCAGCAGCUACGUUGAAGGAAAAAUACAAAGACAGCAGCAACAUUUCCAGAUUUGUUACCUGAAAUAUAGUAUGCGUUUUGUUGUUAAGGGGAUCUCAUUGACAGAAGUAGGCUGUGGUAUUAACUUCACUUUGAGCCAGAAUUCCUAAAUAUUCUGGGGCAAAAGGACCAGAUGUUGAUAUUGAACUGACGGUCCAAUGUCUGAGAUGCCUUUAUUCUGCAACCUGUUUUGUUGAAAAUCUGCCUUUACUGCACUGGGUCUUGUACAGCUUCGUCCGUGCUCAAACAUUGUCAGCAUCAUUAAAUGGCUAUGCACUGCAACAGA